AUGGUGACAUUGGACUCGAAAAGGUUUAAUAUUUGUCCACCUGAUGAUGCAUGGGCUAGAAAGAACUUUGAAAUACGAGGUGCAACAGUAAUGAAAAACAAUCUAAAUAAGGUUCGUACCACAAUGAAUAGACCAAGAUGGAUUGGUCCGGAUGUGUGGACUUCAUUGUGUGAUCAUUGGGGAACUCAAGAAUUUAAAAAGAAGAGAAUACAAGCAAAAACAAAUCGAGCAUCUGAUUGUGGUGGUUUUGGAGCAUCCCUUCACACAUGUGGCUCUAUCACCUCAUCCCAACAUAGAGCUAAUAUGACGAAACAAAAUGGAACUCCUCCUAAUCCUUCAGAACUGUUUCUUCACACACAUCAACACCGCAAGACUAACACUUGGGUCGAUAGAAGAUCGGAACAUGUGCAUAAAAAGUUUACAGAAAGAUGCGAAGAAUUGAUCCAAGAAACAUCUCAACAAGGAACCAUUCCACCUCCUCAAUUAGAUGUUUGGUGUGAGGUUGCAGGAAUAAGAAAAGGAAAAUUAUAUGGUCUUGGAAUGGAAUCUACCGUAAUAGCAGGGAAGCCUACUUAUCGUGGUUCAUGUUCCUCGUCAACCGAAUGGGUUCAAAGACAUGAAUUUGAAGAAAUGAGAAAUGAAAGGGAUCAGCUUCGUGAAGAAUUGGCUAACACAAAUAGGGCUGUUGAGCAUAACAAUUACAUGCUAAAGCAGUUGAUGGACAGUUUGAAUUUUCAACCAAGGCCAUAUUCUAGAGACCAAGUUCAUGAUGACGAGGUUGGUGAUAAUGAUGAUGAGGCUGAUGACGAGGUUGACGGUGAGGUCGGUGAUGAAGACAUGAACUUAGAAUAACAAAUGACUAUAAAAAAUAUAUUAUGUUUUAU
Messenger RNA from Vicia villosa (hairy vetch), 884 nucleotides. RefSeq lists its product as uncharacterized. The record is from RefSeq and is a predicted model, not a curated record. Bases 1 to 852 code for a protein of 283 amino acids. Lineage: Eukaryota; Viridiplantae; Streptophyta; Magnoliopsida; Fabales; Fabaceae. The transcript is spliced from 4 exons.